Molecule: messenger RNA, 784 nt
Organism: Cotesia congregata
Lineage: Eukaryota; Metazoa; Arthropoda; Insecta; Hymenoptera; Braconidae
Source: the annotation of a GenBank genome assembly
UUUAAAUAAUUUCAGUCUCAAACUGUUGGAAUAAUUUGUGCCAUUACCACAUUAAUAUAAAUUGUAUAAUUAUUGAAUUUGUACAAAUACCGUAAAAAUACAAUUGUUUCUGUGAAUUUCAGCUUGUCAACAGGUUAAAUUUGGCGUGCAGGCAAUUUUCGGUCCAUCGGACCCCAUACUUGGUCAGCAUAUACAUAGCAUCUGUGAUGCACUGGACAUUCCACAUUUGGAGGUCAGGUUGGAUUUGGAUUCGGAGGCGAAAGAAUUUAGUAUAAAUCUACAUCCCGCACAAAAUCUACUCAAUACUGCUUACCAAGAUGUUAUGAAGUUUCUUAACUGGACAAAAGUAGCUAUUAUCUAUGAAGAAGAUUCCGGCUUAAUGAAGUUACGAGAGUUGGUGAAAUCACCAAAGUUUCUAGAACUUGAAGUAUAUAUGAGACAAACUGAUCCUAAUUCGUAUAAGGAUGUCUUGGCCGAUAUCAAAACCAAAGAAAUUCACAAUUUCAUUAUUGACACUAAGCCAGAACAUAUGCAUCACUUCUUACGAACGAUACUACAACUACAAAUGAAUGAUUAUAAAUACCAUUACCUUUUUACCACUUUUGAUAUUGAAACCUUCGAUCUAGAAGACUUCAAGUACAAUUACGUUAAUAUCACUGCCUUUCGAUUAGUCGACGCGGACGACGCAGCAGUUCGAGGAAUUCUACGCGACAUGGAACGCUUUCAGCCAUCUGGAAAUACAAUCCUCAAUAAAUCACACGUUAUUCAGGUGAACUUACCAUAA